CUUGCAAACAUCCAGCUGUGCCGAUCAUCUCCAGCAAGACACUGACGUCUUCUCAUACUUUGAGACUUCAAACUCCAACAUGAUCGUGCUCCUGUUGUUGUUCGGCCUGGCUCUGGGUGCUGUGGUUCCUCCAAAUGAGCAGAGAUUGGUGUUAGAGCGAGGCACCUGUCCCAUGUUCUGGUACAGCUACAACGGCCGCUGCUACAAGUAUGUCGCCUCACGUUUGACCUGGGCUGAUGCAGAGCUCCACUGUUUGUCAGAGGGAGCCAACCUGGUGUCUAUCCACAGUCUGCAGGAGCACAAUUUUGUCAAUUCCCUGAUCGAGAACUUUGAUCCUGCUCGUGCAUACACCUGGAUCGGACUCAGUGACAUCCACAAAGAAGGCAGCUGGAUGUGGUCUGAUGGGUUGCAAGACAAGUUUGUCUAUUUUGCGACUGGAAAACCAGAUAAUGAAGCAGGACAGGAACAUUGUGCACAUACCAGCUGGGGCCCACAUUUUCAGUGGAGUGACGCUCCUUGUUCAGUGACAUAUGCUUUUGUUUGUGCAACUCGCAAAUGUUUUCCUUAGCAAGUGAGAAAACUUUUCUGAUUGAACUCAUUGACAUGACUUGUGUUUGUGCUAAUGAGUGAAACCUGCAAAAUAAAGAUACAAAUAUUCACAACUCAUUUUAUGAACAUUCAUUUCUAAAAUUUUUGGGCAGUAAAACGAGUAACUUCAAUGCUGUGUUGGAGGAAAUGGCUUUUGAAUUAUCUGAAAAAAGGUUUUUUUUUCCUCAUUGAACCACAUAGAAAUGCACAGAUUCAGAAGAAACAAUAGUGUUCAUCCAACGUAUGCUUUCUCAAGUGUCACUUUACAUAACUACAAAAUGAGUUAUUUUAUGACAAUAAAUGUGAUCAGCAG
Messenger RNA from Stegastes partitus (bicolor damselfish), 901 nucleotides. Its product is annotated as lactose-binding lectin l-2-like. Bases 80 to 568 code for a protein of 162 amino acids. The transcript has a single exon. Lineage: Eukaryota; Metazoa; Chordata; Actinopteri; Pomacentridae. The record is from RefSeq and is a predicted model, not a curated record.